Molecule: messenger RNA, 3771 nt
Organism: Pocillopora verrucosa
Lineage: Eukaryota; Metazoa; Cnidaria; Anthozoa; Scleractinia; Pocilloporidae
Source: RefSeq, a predicted model, not a curated record
AUGCUGUCCACCUUCCAGAAAGCGAGGGAACAAGAACAAAGUUCGCCUUUUAAGAAACUAAACGUUUUGCUUUUGUCAUCUGAAUGGUGGUCCAGGAAGGGAGGAAUAUCAACCUUGAACAGAGUACUUGCCAUUCAGUUGGCUAAACAUCCUUUGGUUGAUGUGACAGUCUUCCUUCCUGAAUGCAGCGAAGAAGAAAAGAAAGAAGCUUUCAAACAUAACAUUAAUGUUGUUAAAGCCGAAAAGCAGCCUGGGAUGGAAAAAAAAGUUUGGCUUUGCGUUCCACCCAAUGAUCUCCCGAUUGACGUAGUUAUUGGUCACGGAGAAAAACUCGGGCCACCAGCCAAAAUGAUCAGAGACAGACGCCGAUGCAGAUGGGUUCAAAUUGUUCAUACCAUUCCAAAAGAACUAGGCAUGUUCAAAACUUAUGGGAAUCCCAUUAUUAAGAGUGAGAUGAAGCAUAAAGUUGAAGUUGAACUUGGCGAAAUGGCUGAUUUAGUCGUUGGAGUUGGGCCAAAGUUGAGCGAAGCUUUCCGUUGUUAUCUUCGCUGGUGUAAAAAGGAUCCUGAUGAUGUUAUCAAUCUAACUCCUGGGAUUUUCAACGAAUACUCGAACAUACAACAUGCACCCCAAGAUGAGAAAAAGUAUCGAGUUUUGGUAUUUGGCCGUGACGAUGAGGAAGAUUUCGCACUGAAGGGAUUUGAUAUCACAGCUAAAGCUGUAGCUUCGUUACCUAACACAAAACUUAUCUUCGCUGGUGCAUGCAAUGAAAACUUCCAGAAGGUUGCUAACAGGUUUUUGGAGUGCGGUAUUUCUCCACAAAAUCUGGAGGUGAGAGGUUUUCUUAAGAGUACACAGGAGUUCAUCCAGUUAUUUUGUGAAGUGGAUCUCGCCCUCCUGCCGUCACGAUCUGACGGCUUUGGACUCACAGCUCUCGAAGCUUUAUCUGCUGGCCUGCCUGUACUUGUGAGUCGUAACACAGGAUUUGGAGAAGCACUCAGCAAGAUCCCAUUCGGUUCAUUUUAUGUAAUCGACUCCGAGGAUCCCAGUGUGUGGGCCAGCGCCAUAGAGCAAGUCUGGAAGAAAGACAGGGCAACACGACUUCAAGAAACUGAAAAUCUGCGUACUUUUUAUGGGCAAGAGUACAAAUGGGAGGGACAAUGUAACGACUUGGUUAAAAAAUUCCGCACCAUUUUCUCAGAUAAGCAGGAACAAGAAACGACUGGCGCAGAUGUGUAUUCAAACCAAAGGGGAAUCUGCCACGGUCCCAUGCAAGAGAGAAUGGAAAGUGAACCUAGCACCUUUUGGCAAAGAAACAUUGAUCAAGCAGCCUUAUGCCACACAACAAAACAGCAAAUGGAAGACGAAGCAGAUUCUCAGAAGCAAGUGCGGGAAGAGGAAUUCGCGAGAGCUAAAAAGCUAGAUUUAACUGAUCAGGCCGGACUGCGAGAAAGAUCUAGAGAUGGACAGCCCCCACCAUAUGUGACUCACGAACACAACCUUCACGUCCAGGAGCUAAUUACCAGGGAAGAACAUUCACUUCAGUUAGAAGAAUCUGUUCUGGAACGUAGAUUGGAGGAUGGACCGAAGUUUGAACAAGCUAAAGAAAAAGGAAACAUCAAGAGAAACGUGAACCUUAAAAGAAUGCAAUCAGCUGAUUCUGCAGGACAACAGACACUGACGACAGAGCUGGAGUCUCUCCCAGGUGACUCAAAACAUCAGUUUAAAAACUCAAGUGUCAUGGUUGAUGAAGAAUGUUUUCUUAACAAACUGGAAGGAAGAUCAGAGAGACUGGAAAAUGAAUUUCCCAAGAUGCUUCAAAAAAACGAAUUGAAGAAAAGUUUAGAAGAGGAGCAACAGCCGGGAGCAAGAGUGGAAGAGGAAUUAAGCCGAACAAAAACUCUCUGUACCGAGAUGGAAGAAACAAUUGAUGAGUUUGGGCAAGUGCGUCUCACCUUUCAACAAAUUGAAACCGAAAGAUACGUCUCUGUGUCAAGAGAAAGGAACUUUCAAGUAGACUACUGGAUAAUUCAGCGAGAGGAAAUUGUCCUGAGUGAGGAGAUUUUAGGUACAGGAGGCUGGGGCACUGUUCGAAUAGGAACGUUUCGCGGUUGCCAGGUUGCCGUUAAGCAAUUACACGAAAUGAUUUUAUCGGAUCACAAUCGUGCUUUGUUUGCACGAGAAAUGAGGAUUCUAUCUACCUGUCACCAUCCGAACCUUUUGCAGUUUAUUGGCGCUACAUUUGACGAUGACACUCCUUUAUUUGUCUCUGAAUUACUCGAUACUUCGUUAAGAGGGGUUUUAGAGAAACGACCAGUACUUCUAAAAGAUACAGCCACCAUUGCUUUGGAUGUUGCUAAAGGCUUAAACUACCUUCAUCUUGAGAAGCCUUUUCCCAUCUUACAUCGAGAUGUCAGCAGCGUCAACGUCUUGCUCUGGAGGAGAGAUGAAAGCUGGAGAGCUAAGCUGGGUGGUUUUGGAACGGCAACUUUAAUGCGCAGUCGUACGACAGAGGCACGGGGAUCAAUGAUUUAUUCAGCACCAGAGACUUUCUCUAACCAAUGGACAACAAAGGUUGACGUGUACAGUUUUGGUGUCCUGCUGUUGGAGAUGUGCGUUCAUGAACUUCCAUUUGUCGAAAAGCGCCAUGACCAGAUUCUUAAGGUAUCAAGCAAUGCAAUUCGAAGACUUAUUCAGCGGUGUGUUUCACACAACCCCGACGAACGCCCGUCGAUGAAGGAUGUCAUACUAUGUCUGAGCAGGAUUAACCAGAGGAGUAUGGUAAAGUCUGAAGAACAACAGCCGAAGGAAAAAAUGAAUGAUUUACAAGUCAAACUUAAAAACACUUCUAUUGAAUUGGAAAAAACACAGGUUUUACAAAGCAAACAUGAUGCACUUCUUAAAAGAGUUGAUGAUCUGAGCAAUGAAUGUGAGGAGCUGCGGGACAGAGUGCUAGAGGCAGAAGGAGAGAAAGAUAAAUUGCAGGGAAUUAUUAAAGAUUUGCAAACUGAAAAGACAAAGCUCUUUGAACAACUUGAUUCCAAGCAGAACCUUCUGGAAGAACUUAGACCUGAAAAGGAAACACUUCGGCGAGAAGUGAAACAAUUUGAGGCAAAGACGAACGACUUUGAACAGCAGCUUAGAGAAAGUGAAGGAAAACUUCAACCCGUGGUAAAAUUUCCUUCCAUUGAUGCCAAACAGCAGAAAUCUUCCUCGUCAGAAGAAAGCACAAGAACCUGUUCCCUUGUGAAAACAACACAACCUGGAUUAAUGGAAGAACAGAGACAUUUACUUAAAAGGUCUCCUGCGCGGAGUUUUUAUGACGAAAACCCAAAUGUUUCCCACAAGCGCCCUGCCUCUGCCAUAAGAGAAGAACAGCGGUCUUACGCAGACCACUACAUGUCAAACCAAAUACAGCCCCGCCCACCUGAGAAACCAAGAGCCCAGCCCGUUAAGAUAAGUACAAGGGCAAGAACCUUAAGAUUUGCCGAGACUAAACAAAGUGCUACAUUGAGUGCGAAACUUAAUGCUAGUGGGAAACAUGCAACAGGCAUUUUGGGAAGACCAACGGAAGGACACACACAGAGACACGAAUGGGAACAUUCUCCUGCUCCUACCCUGGACGUAACAGCCCGUGAGGGGAGGGUUGGGCGUGAAAUUGGACGCACGAGCCCUACCUCAACACGGUACACGCCUAUGAACGUGUUUGUUUGUACGAGUUGUGACAAGAUGUACCACACACAGAAAGAGUUGGAUAUCCAUAAAUAUUAG